This is a messenger RNA of Acipenser ruthenus (sterlet), 4464 nucleotides long. Its product is annotated as dolichyl-diphosphooligosaccharide--protein glycosyltransferase subunit STT3B-like. The transcript has 16 exons. Gene Ontology annotation, cellular component: membrane. Lineage: Eukaryota; Metazoa; Chordata; Actinopteri; Acipenseriformes; Acipenseridae. The record is from RefSeq and is a predicted model, not a curated record. Bases 269 to 2689 code for a protein of 806 amino acids. Gene Ontology annotation, biological process: post-translational protein modification. Gene Ontology annotation, molecular function: dolichyl-diphosphooligosaccharide-protein glycotransferase activity.
CCUCCCCGCGAUAGCUGUCGCGCUGUGAGAGGCUGAUAGUUCUUCCUGUAGUCCCAACUGUUCUCGCCCCUUCCACAUUCUGAGUCAGUUGCGUUUAGUGCCUGGCUGAUGGUGCUCGGGUGGUAUGUUACUCUGUUAAGUAGCUGCGAAUAAAUACCAGGGGAGUUAUCCACAAAGGAGGGGGGAGUCUGAGCGAGAAAGAGAGCUAGCGAGGCGGGGGGUGGGGGGCUCUCUUUCCGACCCAGAUUCACAGCGGUCAACACAGAAUAUGGCGGAGCAGCACUCAGUCACCGACAGCAAGCAGAAGGCUUCCACGAAUGCUGGGGACUUAAUGCUGAGCAACAGCCGGCCUAAGCCCGCCGCAGCUGCAGCUGGAGGCCUCUCCGGUGGUCUUGCCCAGCCUGCAGGUUGGCAGUCCUUGCUCUCAUUCACCAUUCUGUUUCUGGCCUGGCUUGCAGGCUUCAGUUCCAGACUUUUUGCCGUGAUCCGUUUCGAGAGCAUCAUCCACGAGUUUGACCCCUGGUUUAACUACAGAUCAACACAUCACCUCACAACAAAUGGGUUCUAUGAAUUUUUAAAUUGGUUCGAUGAGCGAGCAUGGUAUCCUCUGGGAAGGAUCGUAGGGGGCACAGUGUAUCCAGGUUUGAUGGUCACAGCAGGCCUUAUCCAUUAUGUGUUAAACCUCCUCCACCUCACAGUCCACAUUCGGGAUGUGUGUGUAUUCCUGGCACCCGUCUUCAGCGGCCUCACAUCCAUCUCGACCUUCCUGCUCACUAGAGAACUGUGGAACCAGGGAGCUGGCCUCUUGGCUGCCUGCUUCAUAGCUAUUGUCCCGGGCUACAUCUCCCGUUCAGUCGCUGGAUCUUUUGAUAAUGAAGGCAUUGCAAUUUUUGCACUUCAGUUUACAUAUUACCUUUGGGUGAAGUCUGUAAAAACUGGCUCCAUGUUCUGGGCGAUAGGCUGUUGUCUCUCUUAUUUUUACAUGGUGUCUGCUUGGGGUGGUUAUGUGUUCAUCAUCAACCUGAUCCCUCUGCAUGUCUUUGUGCUGUUGCUUAUGCAAAGGUUCAGCCGCAGAGUCUAUAUAGCCUACAGCACAUUCUACAUUGUAGGGUUGGUGCUGUCUAUGCAGAUCCCGUUUGUUGGGUUCCAGCCUAUAAGAACAAGUGAACACAUGGCAGCUGCAGGUGUAUUUGCGCUACUUCAAGCAUAUGCCUUCCUGCAGUAUCUUAAAGACCGGCUAACUAAACAGGAAUUUCAGACGUUGUUUUUCCUUGGAGUUUCGCUGGCUGCUGGAGUGGUGUUCCUGAGUGUCAUCUACCUGACCUAUACAGGGUACAUUGCACCGUGGAGCGGCAGGUUCUAUUCGCUGUGGGACACUGGGUAUGCCAAAAUUCAUAUCCCGAUCAUCGCUUCAGUGUCUGAACAUCAGCCCACCACUUGGGUUUCCUUCUUUUUUGAUCUGCAUAUCUUGGUCUGCACAUUCCCUGCAGGCCUUUGGUUCUGUAUCAAGAACAUCAAUGAUGAAAGAGUCUUUGUGGCCCUCUAUGCAAUCAGCGCAGUGUAUUUUGCUGGAGUGAUGGUGCGGCUGAUGCUCACAUUGACCCCAGUGGUGUGUAUGCUAUCUGCCAUCGCUUUCUCCAAUGUCUUUGAACAAUAUCUGGGGGACGACCUAAAGAGGGAGAACCCACCCAUAGAGGACAGCAGUGAUGAAGAUGACAAAAGAAAUUCUGGAAACCUGUACGAUAAGGCUGGUAAGGUGAGGAAGCAUGUGUCUGAGCAGGAGAAGAUGGAGGAAGGACUAGGCCCCAACAUCAAGAGCAUAGUCACCAUGCUGAUGCUAAUGUUGCUGAUGAUGUUUGCUGUCCACUGCACUUGGGUCACUAGCAACGCUUAUUCCAGCCCUAGUGUCGUCCUGGCAUCUUACAAUCACGAUGGCACGCGGAACAUCUUGGAUGAUUUCAGGGAAGCAUACUAUUGGCUUCGGCAGAACACAGAUGAGCAUGCACGAGUGAUGUCAUGGUGGGACUAUGGGUAUCAGAUAGCAGGGAUGGCCAACAGGACGACUCUGGUGGAUAACAACACUUGGAAUAACAGUCACAUAGCGCUGGUUGGAAAGGCCAUGUCUUCCAAUGAGAGUGCGGCUUAUCAGAUCAUGCGGAGCCUGGAUGUGGAUUACGUGCUGAUCAUCUUCGGGGGAGUUAUCGGAUACUCUGGGGACGACAUCAAUAAGUUUCUGUGGAUGGUCAGGAUAGCAGAAGGAGAGCACCCCAAAGACAUCAGGGAAAGUGACUAUUUUACACCACAGGGUGAGUUUCGUGUGGAUAAGGCUGGCUCCCCUACCCUGCUGAACUGCUUAAUGUACAAGAUGUCCUACUACAGAUUUGGAGAGAUGCAGCUUGAUUUCCGGACACCCCCUGGAUUUGAUCGCACGAGGAACGCUGAGAUUGGAAACAAGGACAUCAAAUUCAAACACCUGGAGGAGGCCUUCACCUCCGAGCACUGGCUAGUCAGAAUUUAUAAAGUGAAGAAGCUGGACAACCGGGAGAUUCUGGAUCACAAACCUCGAAUCACCAACACCAUUCCCAAACAGAAGUAUUUAUCAAAAAAGAUUGCCAAAAGGAAGCGUGGAUACGUCAAGAAUAAACUAGUUCUGAAGAAAGGCAAGAGAUCCAACAAAAAAGCGGUUUAAAAAUAAAUAAGUAGCAGUCAUCUGGAAUCCCUGACAGUCUUUGACUUGAGCUGAAGUCCUUUUCUAAAAAACAGUGGGGUACAGAAAUACCAUCUCUUCACAGUUUAUAUGGAGAUUCAGAUUGGAGCUGAUAAGAGAAAUGCAUUGGUUUAAUGAGGACUUCUCUGUGUGUCUUUCUUUUUCUUUUUUUUUUUUUAAAAACUUGAAUGUGCUGGCAAGGCAAAAGCUGUGGCCAACCACAAUUAUUUUGUGGUAAAUAUUAUAUAAUCCUAUAAAUCUACAAAAAAAAAAACUGUUGGACAGAUUGCACCAAAGAACCCUCUCUUAUUUCGUCCUCGGCACAUGUAAACUUGUUACCUUUUUAAAUAAAAACAUCAAAUAAAAUCAAAAAGGAUUCACUUAAAGACGUGUUCCAGUUCCAGAUGUGUGUACAGACAAAGCACUCUACGGAAUGGAGGAACGUCAUACGAGCGGCAGAAGGGUAUUGUGUCGUUUUUAGGUUUAUUUUGUCAGUCUUUUCUAAAAUAAGUUUACCGAAUGUAAAUAUGUUUUGUUAUAUCUAAAUAGGGUUAUAUAAUAUAUAUUGGAUUUUUUUUUUUAAUAUGCAUAAUAUUUGUCACAUUUUUCAAUAGCAGUGUUGUGUUUUUUUUUUUUUGGGGGGGGGGGGGGGGGGUUACUACUCCCCUAUCCCCUGCCAGAAUAAAACAAAAAAUCUAAUUGAUGUAAUAAUGACCUCUACAUAACCUGCUGCUGUAAAAUUACUAAAAUUGACCAAACAUAGUUAGGUGUGCUUUUGAAAGCUGCAUUCUUUUUUUUUUUUUUUUGCAUAAAAGGAAAUAUCUAUUAAACAAACAAAAAAAAAACAGGGUCUGACUAAUACGUACAGUGUAUCUAUCUUCCGUCAACAACUUUACUAGCAAGCCUAACUAUCCCCAUGAAUAUUGCACGUCUUGUAUAUUAUAAUAGGAAAAGAGCUGUCCGUUUUUGAAAAGGUGACAAGUCUACAAAUCUCAUACUGCGUAGGAGAGUAGAGGGUUUCUAAUGUAAUUGUUCUCCAGUUCAAUACUGUUUACCUCUUAGGGGUUUCUUUUGAGUUUAUUAUUAUUUUUUUACUUUUGAAUGUUAAGCCUUUUUCUUCCUUUUUAGUGUGCUAAUUUGCUACAAUGUUGUUGUUGUUGUUGUUGUUGUUUUAUUUUAUUUUUUUUAAGAAAAAUAACAAUUUAAUUAAUUUCCUAGUAUGGCAGACUGAUCAGCAAUAGCUAAAUGUGGAGCUACAAACUCUCCAGCAGACCACUCGUCUCAGUCAACAACUUGAAAAGACCUUGAAGCAAGUGUUUAAACAGACAGCAAGACGAGCAAUUUCAGAUUUUUAGUGGGGGAAAUAUUAAUGAUAUCCUGUAAUUUAAGAUGUAAAAUUGUAAUUUCCUAUGUUAAAUGUUUAUUCCAUAAAAAAAAAAAAAAUGAAAAGUCAGUGGCGGUGUAAAAAGGUGAACAAACAUUUUGAAAUAUAAAAAAGGAAGUUAAAUGGAUAUGUUACAGCCUUAUCAAUAUGUUUGUUUGGUUUCUGAAGAUGAAGAAUAUUCUUUUGAAAAGUUUUUUUUUUUUUUUUUUAAGCUUUAGUUUUCUGCCCUUAUUUUGGUUAAUUUAUGCUACAGACAUUAAGUUGACCAGUAUUGGGAGCUUUUUCUUCACCCAGGAUUACGUUUUUACAUUGUUGCUUAAAGACUUCAGACCUGUUCAAAUGUAGACAAAAAUAAAGUUCAAGUUUGUGUAAA